AUGCUCAACAUCACUCUUCCCUCCAGCAGAAACACUGCUCUCACCCCUGUCAAAGCUCCAAGAGAUCUCUUUACAGGGCUUCCCUACAUGAAGAAGAGAGACUCGCCGACCGACUACGAGAGUGCUCUCAAGUAUGGCGUUGAUGGAUUCAACGAGAUGAAAUCUAUACUCGAUUUCUUCUUCGAUGUUGCCGAAUUCCAACCAUCUCAUGGAAAAGGCGAAAUUGAAGACCAGCAGUCAGACGAAGAAAAUUUGGAAUACAAGCGAGCCCUCUACCACUGGGAAAGCGACGGCGAAUUCCCUCCUCAUUUGAGCACUGUUCCCAAGGGGGAUCAGCAAUCGCAUAUCUUCAAAUUCAAGCGACUCUACAACACUCUCCGUUUGGUAUACCCCUUUCUCCCACCUAUCGAUUUCUUCAAACGCAUGGCGCCUCCUCCAGUGGCCAACAUGGCCUAUCUGUAUGCCCGCAACAAGUUGCUCCAUAACGUUUCACCCGGCACAAAUAUGUAUGCGGCCGAGAACAUUGGCCUCCGUUCAGAUUGGUAUUCGGAUGCCGUUUUUGCCCACCAGCAAUUCAUUGGAGUCAAUCCCUGCACGAUUACAGCGGCACCGGAGGUAUGGAUCAAGGCGUUCACCCAUGCUGCCAUCCAUCAAGGAAACGCAGAGGCCGCUCGCCUCAUCUUGAACCCAAAGAAUUCGUUCUUUGUCCAGGACUACAGUUACUUCAGGUCCGUGGCGGGGAUGGGGCCCACCGAUGUGAUUUCCUCAGAUUUCGGACACGAAAAAGGCCACGAAACCCGCUUCGGCUGCGGCCCGGUCGUCCUGUUCCAGCUCUUGACCAUUGGAAGGCUUCAUCCGAUAGCCAUUAUCCUCGAUUACAAGGGCAGCAUUGACACCAGCGUCACUAUCUUCAAUCGCCACCUCGUCCCGAUGGCGUCUCCAGACCAGAAGUUCGACUGGCCCUGGCGCUACGCAAAGAUGUGCGCUCAGGUUGCGGAUUGGACGCGCCACGAGGUUGGGGUCCACUUGGUGCAAGCCCAUUUCCUUCAGGAGGCCAUCAGCGUUGCGGCUCAGCGCAGUCUUCCUGAUUCACAUAUCGUGCACGCGUUGCUCAGUCCUCAUUGGACCACAACCCUUUCGCUCAACGCCCUAGCUCGUUCGAGCAUGGUUCCGUUCAUGGUCGCUCCCAUUGCGCCAUUCAAGGUCCCAGAGUUGAUGGCUAUCGCCAGGGAUGCGUACUACUCUUACGACUUCGCAGGCUCGUACAUCCCCGAGGACCUCAAGAGGCGCGGCUUCGACAUCUCCCACUUCGACGAUCCUACCGGCCCAUACCAUAACUAUGCCUAUGGACGCAGCAUCUUGAAGAUCUGGAACGUCCUCCACAAGUUCGUUGGCUCAAUCUUGACCGCGCACUACCAGAACGGUGAUGCGGAUGUCCUCGCGGAUUCCUACGUUGCUGGCUUCUGUGCAGAGAUGCAGUCUGCGGAAGGUGGCCAUCUCACCCAAUUCCCUUCCGUGAAGACUUUGGCAGAGCUCAUCAACGUGGUCACGAUGUCCAUCCACAUUGCCGCACCUCAGCACACCGCUAUCAAUUAUCUCCAGCAGUUCUACAUGACCUUCGUCCCGAACAAGCCCUCCGGACUCUUCGCCCCUCUUCCCAACUCUCUUCACGAGCUGUUGAAGUUCAAGGAGGCGGACAUUCUCAAGGCCCUGCCCCUCCAUUCUCCGACUAGCUGGCUCAUGAUGGCACAGGUUCCGUACUUGCUUUCCGCGACGGUUGAGCCCAAGAACAACAUCGUCACUUAUGCGCAUGAUGCGGCGGCCAGCGCGAACCCGCUCAUUGCUUCGGCGGGCAAAAUUCUCUCGGACGACAUCGAGGGUCUCAAGAAGGUCUUCAAGGAGAUCAGCAAUCAGAUGGAUGACCAAGUCACGAAAUACAACGUCUUGGACCCAGACUACAUGGCUAAUGCGAUCGUCAUCUAG
Messenger RNA from Cyclocybe aegerita, 1983 nucleotides. The record is from the annotation of a GenBank genome assembly. Lineage: Eukaryota; Fungi; Basidiomycota; Agaricomycetes; Agaricales; Hemipholiotaceae.